This is a messenger RNA of Aethalodelphis obliquidens (Pacific white-sided dolphin), 4367 nucleotides long. RefSeq names its product signal transducing adaptor molecule 2 (gene STAM2). Gene Ontology annotation, molecular function: phosphatidylinositol binding; ubiquitin binding. Gene Ontology annotation, biological process: signal transduction. The record is from RefSeq and is a predicted model, not a curated record. The coding region runs from base 289 to 1920 and encodes 543 amino acids. The transcript has 14 exons. NCBI's taxonomy places the organism in Eukaryota, Metazoa, Chordata, Mammalia, Artiodactyla, Delphinidae. Gene Ontology annotation, cellular component: endocytic vesicle.
AUAUGAUGUAUAAGUACCUUCCUUUCGCAGAGAGCUAAAAAACUAUAGAUUUUGAUCCUUAGAUAGUCUUCAAAUACGUAUUUCCAUAAUUUCAUUCAACUUUUUUCUUGGUAGUUUAACAUUGCCGACUGCUAUAAAUCUAGGAAGCAUAAUGUUGAGGUUCACAGCGUCUGCUUUUGGAACACCUAAUGAUGUCUUCCUUUGCUGCAGUGAGACCUUCACUUUUUAUUGUUGUGAAGACUUUCAUUUUGUCAUAGUGGGAAAAAAAGGCAAAAUAGAAUAAGACAAAUGAUUUUCAAACUUAACAACUGUGGAACUCUUCAAGGGAGAUCUUUCCUGGCAGCCCAUUGUUUUCUGAUUGACAACUUCUCUGGUGAAAAAAAGGCCACAAAUGAGUACAACACUACAGAAGAUUGGAGUCUUAUUAUGGACAUAUGUGACAAAGUUGGAAGCACUCCUAAUGGAGCAAAAGAUUGCCUAAAAGCCAUAAUGAAAAGGGUAAAUCAUAAGGUUCCUCAUGUUGCUCUGCAGGCGUUAACUCUUCUUGGGGCUUGUGUGGCAAACUGUGGAAAGAUAUUUCAUUUAGAAGUAUGUUCCCGUGAUUUUGCAACAGAAGUACGUGCUGUGAUAAAAAAUAAGGCUCAUCCUAAAGUAUGUGAAAAACUGAAAUCUUUAAUGGUGGAGUGGUCAGAAGAAUUUCAGAAGGACCCACAGUUUAGUCUGAUAUCUGCAACUAUUAAAUCUAUGAAAGAAGAAGGAAUUACUUUUCCUUCAGCAGGUUCUCAGACCGUCUCAGUUGCUGCCAAGAAUGGUACGUCAUUGAACAAAAACAAAGAAGAUGAGGAUAUAGCUAAAGCUAUUGAAUUAUCAUUGCAAGAGCAGAAGCAGCAGCACACAGAGACAAAAUCUUUAUAUCCAUCUGCAGAAAUUCCAUCAAAUAAUAAAGUUGCAAGGAAAGUGAGAGCUUUAUAUGAUUUUGAAGCUGUGGAGGACAAUGAACUCACCUUUAAACAUGGUGAAAUUAUUAUUGUUUUGGAUGACAGUGAUGCCAAUUGGUGGAAAGGAGAAAAUCACAGAGGAAUAGGACUCUUCCCAUCUAAUUUUGUAACAACUAAUUUAAACAUAGAACCUGAGGCAGCAGCUGUGGACAAAUUGAAUGUAAUUGAUGAUGAAGAGGAGGAAAUUAAGAAAUCAGAGCCUGAGCCUGUUUAUAUAGAUGAGGAUAAGAUGGAUAGAGCCCUGCAAGUAUUGCAGAGUAUAGAUCCAACAGAUUCAAAACCAGACUCCCAAGACCUCUUGGACUUAGAAGAUAUCUGCCAACGGAUGGGUCCAAUGAUAGAUGAAAAACUUGAAGAGAUUGAUAGGAAGCAUUCAGAAUUGUCUGAAUUGAAUGUAAAAGUCUUGGAAGCUCUGGAACUAUAUAACAAGUUGAUGAAUGAAGCACCAGUAUAUUCAGUCUAUUCAAAGAUCCAUCAUCCAGCACAUUACCCACCUUCAUCAGCUGGAGUUCCAAUGCAGACAUAUCCAGUUCAACCACAUGGUGCAAACUAUAUGGGUCAAAGUAUUCACCAAGUCACUGUUGCCCAAAGCUACAGCCUAGGACCAGAUCAAAUCGGUCCACUGAGAUCGCUGCCUCCAAAUGUGAAUUCCUCAGUGACAACACAGCCUGCUCCAACUCCGUAUUUAAGUGCUGGACAAGACACUGUUUCCAAUCCUACUUACAUGAAUCAGAACUCUCACCUUCAAUCAGCUACUGGUGCAGCUGCUUACACGCAGCAAAUGGGGAUGUCUGUGGAUCUGUCAUCUCACCAGAGCACUACUUCCAGUUUGCCGCGGUCGGCAGGCUUUGCAGUGGCAGCUCCAGCUCAUUCAGUUUCACAGCAGCAAACAGAUUACCCUCAGCAGCAGCCUCUCCUUUAAAAACAAACCAAGCAAAAAAAAAAACAAAAAAACAAACAAAAAAAAACAAACCAAGCAUUUUCUUGAAAGCCUUCCUAAGUGUACUACUUGACCCUUGUGAUUGUAAUCUGAAAAUAUUAAAAGAAGAAAAAAAAUUUUUCUCAGCUCAAAAGGCCCAUGAAUAAAGCUCAGAAACGUAUUUUACUCUAACAGGCCAUAAAAGGUUUUUUCAGUCCCAACUUGUUUGAGGUCAAAUUUUUGAUGAGAGGCAGCUUCAGGUUCCUUCCAGUUAGUUUUUUCUUACUUUCAAAUCUCUCUACACAAAUCUGGACAACCAGUAAGUAGCCUUAUGACACUAAACAACAUGACAUAGGAGCGUAUAAAGAAACCACCAUUUACCCCUAAAAUAUGGUAAUUGGGAGAGCACUGAAACGUUUAAGUAUUUUUUGUCUGCAUAUUUUUUUUUCAGAGUUUCCCACCCAUCAUUAUUUUAAAAGGCAAACAUGUUUUUGUGUACGCUAGCUUCCCUACAUAUUUCCUUUGGCUUCUUAAAUUGUAGUUGUGUUUGCAGUACUGUCAGUUUUGCUCUCAGUGGUGUGUUGAGUAGUAAUUAGCAUAUAAUUGUCUACAGAAGCAAGAGCACUUUGGGAGGAACAAAAAUGUUUUCUGUUAUUAUCAGUGAAGACCAUGUAAAUGCAGUUGUGUGAUAAAGCAUUUAGCCAGUCCCCCAGUCAUGCCAACAAGUGGGCUGAGGAAUGCCCCACAAAACAUUUCCAUUCCCUGGAAAAAAACGAUUUCUUUUCCUACAGGCUUCCUUGGCAUUUAGAAUUGCCACUAAUGACCUUUUCAAGUGAUUUUGGCCAUUCUCUAAUGAAGGUAUGGUCAGUUUUUUUGUUUGUUUUGUUUUCCUGUAGUGUGGUGUGCAGAGAUGCUGCAUUCCCUUUUUACAGAGUAUAUGUGAAUUUAAGCUAUGAGACAUUCCUAAUAAUUUGAUGUGAUAUAUAUACCAAGUGUGGAUGAUGUGUGUUUUUAUUGAUGUUGUUCUUUUAAAGAGAUGAUUUGAGUACCACUGGUAUGCCAGACUGUUGAAAAUUUUGGCCAUUCCUUUCAAAAGUAAUCCUGAGCCUGUGGAAUAAUAACAGGCAAUGGCUUUAUAGGGAAGCCAUCAAGACAGUUUUCCUGAAGCCUAUGUUUUAAAGUGAGUUUAUAGUGCUAACAGAUUCCAUGUACUUUAGGAGUUCGGUAGUAAACCAAUAAGGAUUGUUUUCUUUCCUAAAAAUUUGCACACUACUGCAUCAUCUGCCAACUUUUUAGAUAACACAACAUGCAAAUACAUAUGCUUACAGAUAUAUGGUAUUUAGACUGGGGAAAAACAAUGGACAUAAGUUUUGUUUUUAAAAAGUUAACUUGUGGGAAUUCUCUGGUGGUCAGUGGUUAGGACUCGGCGCUUUCACUGCUGGGGCCCGGGUUCGAUCCCUGGUUCGGGGAACUAAGAUCCCGCAAGCCGCCAAAAAAAAAAAAAGUUAACUUGCAUGGAAGCAAGAUUUCUAUAUUGUUUUUUAAAGAAAGCCCUUAAUCUUUCUACCAAGAAUCCGUUUGAAGACAGUACUCUGGAAAUUUUUGUCAUUUAUGUAGUUACAGAAAUUUGAUUAUAAGUAUGUUCCUUUUUCAAAGAAACUGUAUAUUAGAACAAAAUAGUCUUAUGUAUACUACUUGGUCUACAUGUAAAGGGAAAAACAAGCAGUAUUUGAAAGCCCAAUUUCUGUCAUUGUCUUAUUUCAGGUACAAGUAACUGGAAAGAAACUUAACCUUUCAUGUCUCUGUUCUGUUUUUUAUCCAGUAUUUUCCUUCUAUGUGAAUUCAAUUAUAUACUUAUAAAAAAUUCUAAAAUGGCACCUUACUUUUUUGGAAAUGAAUCUUCUAUUCUUUAAAGAAAACAAAACAUAAAAAACAUUUACAAAGCUGCUCUUAAUAAUAAUUAAUGUUUGCAUAUAUAUGGAAAAUCUUAUUUUUCCCCCAAACAAUAUUUAAUAAAGUUAUUUUAAUGUUUGUGUAAAUAAUUCAUGUAUAAUUGUGAUCUGAGUUGUAAAAGCUUAAUUCUGUAUAAGUCUUUGAAGUAGAAUAAAUACUGCACACCCACUAAAUCGGGAUCUGCCAUUUAAGUUCACCUAAUGUAGUUUUGUAAUGAUAUAACAUGCAACAUGUAUAUAGUGUAUAUUGGCAUUUAGCAGUGAAAUUUUAUACAUCCAGAAGUUUCUUCUCCCUUUUAAAUUAAAAAUUAUUUUUGCCAUACUGUAAUGAAUUUUGUGUUGCAGGUUGUUGAUAGUAUAAAAACGUUAUUGAAUCUGUGUACUGAGAUGAUAUUUUUGGUGUUAAUAAGAAACACAGGGUUGUUAUUUUUCUUUCUUUUUCAUGAUCUUAUGGAUUGUAUUUAAGACCUGUUUAUAAUUAAAUGUUUUCUGCCAAAG